CGCCGCCCAGAGCCUGCACCUCGGCAACGUCGUGGCCGGCGGCCCUCCGCCGCGUCUGGGGUCCCCGCACGUGGAGCGCCUGCGCCGCACCGUCCGUGGGCACCCGCGAGCCACGCUUCCCGCCUGCGGCCGUGACCGCCCCUCCCGGCGGAGGCCCCCCGCGCCCCCGCGCCCCCCGCGUCGGUCCUGCGCAGCGAGCGAUGGCCGCGGCCGCUGACAGGAGGCCCCCGCGCCUGCUCUUCGGAGACUGGCUUCUGGGGGAGGUCAGCAGCGGCCGCUACGAGGGCCUGCGGUGGCUGGACGCGGCCCGCACGCGCUUCCGCGUGCCCUGGAAGCACUUCGCGCGGAAGGACCUGGGAGAGGCUGAUUCCCGCAUCUUCAAGGCCUGGGCGGUGGCCCGCGGCAGGUGGCCGCCCAGGAGCAGCGAGGGCAGGGGCGGAGACGACCAGCUGGCCCUGGAGGGCGCGCUCCGGGCCGGCUGGAAAACCAACUUCCGCUGUGCGCUGCACAGCACCCAGCGGUUUGUGAUGCUGCAGGACAACUCAGGGGACCCCGCUGACCCGCACAAAGUGUACGCGCUCAGCUUCGAGCCUGGGGAGAGAGGUGCGGGCACUCAGAAGGGGGAGAAGGACCUGGACGACGCCCCGCCCUGGACGGGUGGGCUCCCAGGACCAUGCCUGGCAGGAGACGCUGCUGAGAGGCCAGGGCUUGGGCUGAGCCCUGAGCUCGGAGCCCCAAGCCCCCCUUUUGGCGCAGCCGACAGUGCUGGGGACCUCUUGCUCCAGGCUCUGGAGCAGAGCUGCCUGGAGGCCCACCUGCUGGAAGCCGCAUGGGUGGGGGACCCGGUGCCCCCAGAGGCUCCCGGCCUGGAGCUCCGGAACACAGAGCGGUGCCUGCCAAGGCCGGAGGUGUGUGCGGGAGUGAGGGCCUGGAGGGCCAGGUUUCAGCUUGGGCCUUCCUCCCCAAAUGCAGGCCUGGCCCUGGUCCUGGAGCCCUGGCAGCCUCCACCAGAUGUGGAGCCUUGCCCCGGGGCGGCUGCUGAGCCUGGAUCGCAGGGAGAGCCCAGCCUGAGGGCCCUGGAUGUGACCAUUAUGUACAAGGGCCGCACAGUGCUGCAGGAGGUGGUGUGGCGUCCAAGCUUCGUGUUCCUCUACGGAUCCCCAAGCGCAGCCACCACGGCCACUGAGCCCCAGCACGUGGCCUUCCCGAGCCCGGCGGAGCUCCCUGACCAGAAGCAGCUGCACUAUACGGAGAAGCUGCUGCAGCACGUGGCCCCGGGACUACAGCUGGAGCUCCGGGGCUGUAGGCUGUGGGCCCGGCGCCUGGGCAAAUGCAAGGUCUACUGGGAGGUGGGAGGGCCCCUGGGCUCUGCCAGCCCCUCCACACCCCCCUGCCUGCUGCAAAGGAACCAAGACACCCCCAUCUUCGACUUCAGCACCUUCUUCCGAGAGAUGAUGGAGUUCCGGGCUCGCCGGCGUCCAGGCUCCCCGCACUACACCAUCUACCUGGGUUUCGGGCAGGACCUGUCAGCUGGGAGGCCCAAGGAGAAGAGCCUGGUCCUGGUGAAGCUGGAGCCGUGGCUGUGCCGGGCGCACCUGGAGUGCGUGCAGCGGGAAGGGGUGUCCUCCCUGGACAGCAGCAGCCUUGGCCUCUGCCUGUCCAGCUCCAACAGCCUCUAUGAGGACCUGGAGCGCUUCCUCAUGGAGGUGCAGCAGCCCGCCUGAGGGCCGGCCCGUCUCCAAGCCAAGAAAAAGGCCUCAAGAGUCAGUGCUGGUGUCCUGCGCAGGGGUGGGCUUGGGCUCAGAAGGGGCAGCAGACUUCCGGGAGCCCCCAACACCUACAGGCCCAGGACACGAGGCGACCACCCUGCCCCCGCCCGCCCUCCUUGGUCUUCACAAUGAAGAAACAGGCCACACGCUUUAGAGCCAACAAACUCUACUCAAAGAAUACAAAACGCUCCGGGGACAGUAGGUAUCUGUCCCUGCAGGUGUGCUGGGGAGGAGGCACCACGAAUGGUCGACUCUGUGCUGUGUGCAGCCCCCUCCCCGCCGGCUUCCAGACCCACCGACACUGCGCUCUGCUCGCGGGAGGCAGCAAACACGAGCGUCACUUACAGAGCGUAACAGAGGGCUGGGCAUGGCCUUCCCUUGUUACUCCAGAAAAUAAAAUCAGGCCAUCGGCGAGAGGGGUCAAGGAGCUUCUUCCACCCGCCAGGCCCCUCCUGAUCACCAAAGCCUCUGACUUUCAAGUACUGAGUCAAUCAAGAAGUUUCUAAAGAUAAUCCAUUUUUGAUAAAUUAGAACACAAUGGAAA
Molecule: messenger RNA, 2313 nt
Organism: Lontra canadensis (Northern American river otter)
Lineage: Eukaryota; Metazoa; Chordata; Mammalia; Carnivora; Mustelidae
Gene: IRF7
Product: interferon regulatory factor 7
Exons: 9
Coding region: 201-1724 (507 amino acids)
Biological process (GO): regulation of transcription by RNA polymerase II; immune system process
Cellular component (GO): nucleus
Molecular function (GO): RNA polymerase II cis-regulatory region sequence-specific DNA binding; protein binding; DNA-binding transcription factor activity, RNA polymerase II-specific
Source: RefSeq, a predicted model, not a curated record